Dicentrarchus labrax (European seabass) is the source of this 3689-nucleotide messenger RNA. It is a transcript of the gene agps, whose product is annotated as alkylglycerone phosphate synthase. The record is from RefSeq and is a predicted model, not a curated record. The transcript has 20 exons. Bases 59 to 1963 code for a protein of 634 amino acids. Gene Ontology annotation, molecular function: FAD binding; alkylglycerone-phosphate synthase activity. Gene Ontology annotation, biological process: lipid biosynthetic process. Lineage: Eukaryota; Metazoa; Chordata; Actinopteri; Moronidae.
CUGACCUCUGACAGCCGCUCAUGGAUCCGCUCCCUCCCUUCACAAACACGGAAGCAGCAUGGCGUCCAACAGCAGCGGCGGCGGCAGCUCCGACAGGCAAGGGAUUGCACAGCAGAGACUGAGGAUAAUUGCCGGGCAUUUACGGGGACCGGUGGACGGUGACUCGACCAUCCUAGCCGCGGAGUGCAAAGCCCAGGGCAGCAACACAGAUGUCUCCAGUGAGGGGAAAACGGUGCCGAGGAGGAGGCAGGAGAUUAUGAAAUGGAACGGCUGGGGAUACAGCGAUUCAAGAUUCCUCUUCAAUAAGAAAGGCCAAGCAGAAUUUACUGGCAAAAGAUAUAGACUAAGUGGUAUGAUCAUCCCCGGUCUGAAAGAUUGGUUUGAAGGCACAUUUGGAGCCAAUCUGCAGCAUAAAACGCCACCAACACCCUUACUGACCAACACUGCUGUACCGCCUGCCACACUUAACGAGGCCUUCGUGGAGGAAGUGAAAUCCACAGGUAUUCCCUUCUCUCAUGACGCGGAGGAUCGGGUGUUUCGCGCCCAUGGCCAUUGCUUACACGAGAUCUUUGCUCUGCGGGAAGGGAAAAUCGGUCGUGUUCCAGACAUGGUGGUUUGGCCAAGCUGCCACAAUGAUGUUGUGAAAAUUGUGCAACUGGCGUGCAAACAUAAUGUUUGUUUGAUGCCAUAUGGAGGAGGGACUAGUGUCUCUAGUGCCCUAGAGUGCCCCCCGGAGGAAACUCGCUCCAUCGUUUCUCUGGAUACCUCACAGAUGAACCGCAUUCUGUGGAUUGAUGAGAAAAAUUUAACUGCCCAUGUGGAAGCUGGCAUUGUCGGUCAGGAUUUGGAGAGAUUGCUUAAUGAGAGUGGCUACUGUACGGGGCAUGAGCCUGACUCCAUGGAGUUCAGCUCCCUGGGGGGCUGGGUGGCAACCAGAGCAUCAGGCAUGAAGAAGAACAUCUAUGGGAACAUUGAGGACCUGGUCGUCCACAUAAAGAUGGUGACCCCACAAGGGGUGAUUGAAAAGAGCUGUCAGGGGCCACGCAUGUCCACGGGGCCUGACAUUCACCACUUCAUCAUGGGAUCAGAAGGAACCCUGGGUGUGGUUACUGAGGUAACGAUGAAGAUUCGUCCCAUGCCGGAGUAUCAGAAAUACGGCUCGGUGGUAUUCCCUAAUUUUGAGCAGGGAGUUGCCUGUCUUCGAGAAGUUGCUAAACAGAGGUGUGCCCCGGCAUCUAUACGACUCAUGGAUAAUGAACAGUUUAAAUUUGGUCAUGCCCUGAAGCCUCAAGUAUCUUCAAUUUUCACAUCCUUUUUGGACGGGUUGAAGAAAUUCUACAUCACCAAGUUCAAAGGGUUCGACCCCAACCACUUGUGUGUGGCCACCCUACUGUUUGAGGGAAACCGUGAGAAGGUCCUGCAGCACGAGAAGCAAGUUUAUGACAUCGCUGCAAAAUUUGGGGGCCUGGCAGCUGGAGAGGACAAUGGGCAGAGGGGCUACAUGUUGACCUUCGUCAUCGCUUACCUUCGGGACUUAGGAAUGGACUACUAUGUGAUCGGGGAGUCCUUUGAAACAUCUGUGCCUUGGGACAGGGUGUUGGACAUUUGCCGGAAUGUAAAGGCACGCAUCAUUCGAGAGUGUAAAGAUAAAGGAGUGCAGUUUCCACCGUUAUCCACAUGCAGGGUGACUCAGACGUACGAUGCUGGUGCCUGUGUCUACUUUUACUUUGCCUUCAACUACAGGGGACUCAGUGAUCCUGUACAUGUGUAUGAACAAGUGGAGCAUGCAGCUAGAGAAGAGAUCCUUGCCAACGGAGGGAGCUUGUCACAUCACCACGGAGUGGGGAAACUUCGGAAGGAGUGGAUGAGAGACACCAUCUCCAAUGUCGGCAUGGGGAUGCUCAAGUCUGUCAAGGACUACGUGGACCCCAAUAACAUCUUCGGCAACAGGAACCUCCUCUAAUCUCCCCCCCCGUCCAUCUUUAAUCUCACCUUUUUCUAAAAGCAUCUUGUGCAUUUUGGAUUAGUAGAUACUAAAUGAGAAUUUAAAACGGAGAGAGAUCCGUCUUUUUCAUCAAAAAGAGUCAUUCGGUGCCAUUUAUUGAUUCACCUAAACCUUUUUUUCUUUUACAUUAUAUUGCACUUAAUAUGCUGUAACAAUCAUUGUCAUUCACCUUGAAGCUCAUUCUUGCCGUUGAGUCGUGGCCUCAGCUUGUCGUCAGAGCUACAGCCACAAUGCAACCCGACAUGAUGCAACAAAACCUUGAUUUUGUGUCACAUUUGCUAAUGUCUAACAAUCUCCUCAAUAUCCUUGCCAACGUGGUUUAUUCAUCUGUUUGUUUUUUCUUUCCUCUUUUGUGUGUGUGUGUGGGGCACUUCUUUAGUGGUAAGUUCUAGAUGAAUGCACUUUCUAAAGCUCUGUGCCUUUCUAAAGCUUUUGUCUGCCUUCCCCUUCUCCUACUUCACCCUCUGCUGGUGUAUAAGUGAGUCCCUUUGUGAAGCAAAAGUAACUUGAACAUGAUGUUUUCUGUGUCUCCAGUUCAUGUUUUUCUUGCCCUCAUGCCUUUUGUUGUACUGACCUAUUGCCAUAAGAGACUUUUUGUGGACUGUGUGUGUGUGUGUGUGUGUGUGUGUGUGUGUGUGUGUGUGUGUGUGUGUGUGUGUGUGUGUGUGUGUGUGUGUGUGUGUGUGUGUGUGUGUGUGUGUGUGUGUGUGUGUGUGUGUGUGUGCGCCUCUGCUGACAAACCUGUUUGACUAAAGCCUUCCCCUCUGCCCCACCAAAUUUUAACCCCUUCCCCCCCUCCUAGAAGUACAGUAUGGUUACAAAGAGAGAUAUUCCUUGUGUGUUUUAGUUUUUUUGUACUGAAAGCGUUUACCUUGCAUGGUUUGUUAACUGAGAAAGUGAAGUGGAAAAAAGCCAUCGUGUUUUUUCAAUCACGCCAGCUUCAAUGUGACCGCGUUUGCAAUUUAAGGCCUCUGGAUCCCGGUGCUCACGUUGUACCAAAGACUCAACACAUCAGAUCAUGCAAACAUACUGUAAACACGUGUUUAACCGUGUAACCACCACCCUCGCGCACAUUUAGUGACUUCAUGCACAGCUAAACUGUAUUUUUUUUUAAUCAGCAUAUGCAAAGAAUAACCCUUCUGAGAGUGUAAAAUGUAGAUAUUUGUGACUGUUACAUGUGCUAAACUUUGUUAAAUGUACAUGUGUCUCAUGCUUACUGUUUUGAAUUAUUUCUGAUCCAUAUAAUUGGUGUUGCCCAGAUGAUCUCCUGAAAUAGUUUGCCUUGUUGGUGUAUCUGUGUGAAGGUUUUUGGAGUGGGUACUGUAACGUACCUUUUGAUACCAGACUUGUACCAUUUGUCACUGUUAACCAUUGAUUUUUGAAGCAAAGUAAAGCUUUCAUUGAGCUCCGUUUGCUGAAGAAUCCUGCCUUCCUUCUGGUCUGUGCUUCAUGUUUUCCUGGACCACCAUCUCCUUCUAAUCCAUAUUUCCCCCCCGAAUAAAAGGACUCAUUAGGGACUCGUCAUCUGACAUUUUACCCCCCUUGUGUCAAAACCGUGCGAGAGCUUUUUGAAUGUUAUGGAUGUACCUUUUUUUUUUUGUUAUUUUCCACUUCUCUUAACAACGUAGUAACAUCCAAGUACAUUUUGUCACUGCUGUUUGUGCAAUAAAUUGAACUAAAACAU